Messenger RNA from Carya illinoinensis, 477 nucleotides. RefSeq names its product agamous-like MADS-box protein AGL80. Gene Ontology annotation, biological process: positive regulation of transcription by RNA polymerase II. The transcript has a single exon. The coding region runs from base 1 to 477 and encodes 158 amino acids. The record is from RefSeq and is a predicted model, not a curated record. Gene Ontology annotation, molecular function: DNA-binding transcription factor activity, RNA polymerase II-specific; protein dimerization activity; RNA polymerase II cis-regulatory region sequence-specific DNA binding. Lineage: Eukaryota; Viridiplantae; Streptophyta; Magnoliopsida; Fagales; Juglandaceae.
AUGGCAAGAAAGAAAGUAAAUCUUGCAUACAUAACAAAUGAUAGUGUUAGGAAGGCCACUUUCAAGAAAAGGAAGAGAGGCCUGUUGAAGAAAAUGCGUGAACUGAGUACCCUUUGUUCUAUCCAAACAUGCGCAAUUAUUUACAGUCCCUAUCACCCAGAACCUGAGGUUUGGCCUUCCCCCUUGGGGGUACGAAGUGUGAUUGCAAGGUUUAAGAGCAUGCCUGAGGCUGAACAGAGCAUAAAAAUGGUGAACCAAGAAAGUUUUUUGGGGCAACGAAUAACCAAAGCGAAGGACCAACUAAAGAAGCAGCAAAGAGAGAGCAGAGAGUUGGAGAUGACCCAAGUCAUGUACAAGAGCUUGGUUGGAGAUCAAGGGCUGCAAAAUUUGGGUGUUGAAGACUUGAACGACUUGGGAUGGCUCAUAGAGAAAACUAUAGAGGAGAUUGACGAGAGAAUCAAGUCCCUUAGAGAAUAA